Messenger RNA from Solanum stenotomum, 3729 nucleotides. Its product is annotated as putative ABC transporter B family member 8. Gene Ontology annotation, cellular component: membrane. The record is from RefSeq and is a predicted model, not a curated record. The transcript has 9 exons. Gene Ontology annotation, biological process: transmembrane transport. Gene Ontology annotation, molecular function: ATP hydrolysis activity; ATP binding; ABC-type transporter activity. NCBI's taxonomy places the organism in Eukaryota, Viridiplantae, Streptophyta, Magnoliopsida, Solanales, Solanaceae. Bases 44 to 3727 code for a protein of 1227 amino acids.
GGAAUUCAAAGUCUUUUUUCCUUUUUUGGUUGCAGAAAAAAGAAUGAGUUCUUCAUCCGAAAAGGCGUUCGAAAAUAAAAAUAAAAAUUCAAUAGGUAUUAUUUUUCGAUAUGCUGAUGGAAAAGACAUUUUAUUAAUGUUUUUGGGUACAAUUGGAGCCAUUGGAGAUGGUAUAUCAACAAAUUGUUUGUUGGUAUAUGUUAGCCAACUUUUUAAUAGCUUGGGUUAUGGUAAAACUCAACAAAAUAAUCACAAUUUCAUGGAACAAAUUGAAAAGUGUAGUUUGUAUUUUGUACUCUUGGGAUUGGGAGUCAUGGUUGUGGCCUUUAUGGAAGGUUACUGUUGGAGCAAAACAAGUGAGAGGCAAGUGUUAAAAAUAAGGUACAAGUAUUUGGAAGCUAUUCUUAGGCAAGAAGUUGGUUUCUUUGAUUCACAAGAAGCUACCACUUCUGAAAUUACUAAUGGUAUUUCUAAAGAUACUUCUCUCAUACAAGAAGUUCUUAGUGAAAAGGUACCUCUAUUUGUUAUGCACACAACAGUUUUCAUCUCAGGAAUUGUAUUUUCAGCCUACUUCUCAUGGAGAUUGGCUAUAGUUGCCUUACCAACAAUAUUUCUCCUCAUAAUCCCUGGUUUAAUCUAUGGUAAAUAUCUACUCUAUUUAUCUGGAAAAUCCUUCAAAGAAUAUAGCAAAGCAAAUGGUAUUGUAGAGCAAGCACUUAGCUCUAUUAAAACAAUAUAUUCAUUUACUGCUGAGAAGAGUGUGAUUGAAAGAUACUCAUUGAUUCUUGAUGGAACAAUAAAGUUGGGAAUGAAACAAGGAAUUGCAAAAGGUCUUGCUGUUGGUAGCACAGGGUUGUCUUUUGCUAUAUGGGCUUUACUUGCUUGGUAUGGAAGUCAUUUGAUUAUGCAUAAUGGAGAAAAUGGUGGUAGAAUUUAUGCAGCUGGAGUUUCAUUUGUCUUGGGUGGAUUAUCACUUGGGAUGGCUCUGCCUGAGGUGAAAUACUUCACUGAAGCUUCUGUUGCUGCCUCGAGAAUAUUUGAUAGGAUUGAUCGCGUACCAGAAAUUGAUGGUGAAGACACAAGGGGACUCGUGCUCGAAGAUAUUAGAGGAGAGGUUGAAUUCAGGAAUGUCAAGUUUACAUAUCCUUCUCGCCCAGAUACCGUUGUCCUCAAGGACUUCAAUCUUAAAAUUGAAGCAGGCAAAACAGUAGCCCUUGUUGGAUCAAGUGGAAGUGGAAAAUCCACUGUCAUUGCCCUGAUUCAACGGUUUUAUGAUGCUAAUGCAGGAGCUAUAUGUAUUGAUAGAGUAGAAAUAAAGUCGUUGCAGUUGAAAUGGUUGAGAGGGAAAAUGGGGUUAGUAAGUCAAGAAAAUGCAUUAUUUGGGACAUCUAUUAGGGAGAAUAUAAUGUUUGGGAAAGUUGAUGCAACUAUGGAUGAAGUUGUGGCUGCAGCAAUGACCGCGAAUGCUCAUAAUUUCAUCACGCAACUUCCAGAUGGAUAUGAGACCAAGAUUGGUGAAAGAGGAGCACUUCUAUCAGGUGGUCAAAAGCAGAGAAUUGCGAUUGCUCGAGCCAUUAUAAAGAAUCCUGUGAUUCUUCUGCUUGAUGAAGCCACAAGUGCACUUGAUUCUGAAUCAGAAACACUUGUUCAAAAUGCCUUGGAUCAAGCUAUCGUUGGGAGAACUACACUGGUUGUUGCCCAUAAGCUAUCAACAGUAAGAAAUGCAGACCUCAUUGCAGUAGUGAGUAACGGUUGCAUCAGUGAACUAGGGGCACACAAUGAGCUUAUGGAGAAAGAUGGGCAGUAUGCAAGACUAGCAAAACUUCAAAGACAGUUCAGCUCUAUCGAUCAAGAACAAAGCGCUGAACCUCGUAUUUCUUCAGUAGCAAGGAGCAGUGCAGGAAUGAGAGCAAGUCCGGCUGUAACUGCCUCACCCUUGCUCAUUGAGGAUAGCCCCAUACAAGCUUCACCUCAUCCUCCCCCUUCCUUCACUCGGCUCCUUUCGUUAAACUUACCUGAAUGGAAGCAAGGAAUUAUUGGAAUCUUAGCAGCCAUUGCAUUUGGUUCAGUGCAACCUGUCUAUGCACUAACCAUAGGUGGCAUGAUUUCUGCUUUUUACUCGCCAAGUCACGAGGAAAUGCAAUCUAGAAUUCAGAAAUACUGUAUGAUUUUCAUCAUCCUUUGCCUUGUCUCAGUUAUUCUCAAUCUUUGCCAACAUUACAAUUUCGCUUACAUGGGAGAACGCCUGACCAGAAGAAUAAGACUGCAAGUGCUCGAGAAGAUUUUGAGCUUCGAAGCAGCCUGGUUUGAUGAGGAACAGAACUCAAGUGGAGCUUUAUGUUGUCGAUUGAGCAAUGAAGCAGCCAUGGUGAAAUCUCUUGUUGCUGAUAGAGUUUCACUCUUAGUCCAAAGCACUUCAGCGGUCACUGUUGCUAUGGUAAUGGGGCUAAUUGUGGCUUGGAAACUUGCACUAGUUAUGAUCGUUGUUCAACCACUCACGAUUCUCUGCUUUUACACACGAAAAGUCUUACUAUCCACUAUGACAGCUAAAUUUGUUAAGGCACAAUGUCGUAGCACUCAAAUUGCUGUAGAGGCUGUUUACAAUCAUAGGAUCGUGACGUCAUUUGGGAGCAUAUAUAAGGUUCUUGACAUCUUUGAUGAGGCACAGGAUGAGCCAAGGAAAGAGGCUAGGAAGAAAUCUUGGUUAGCUGGUAUCGGUAUAGGAUCAGCACAAGGCCUAACAUUCAUUUGUUGGGCCCUGGAUUUUUGGUAUGGCGGAAAGUUAGUUAAUGCUGGAGAAAUAUCAGCUGCUGAUGUCUUCAAGACUUUCUUUAUAUUAGUCAGUACUGGAAAGGUAAUAGCUGAAGCUGGAAGCAUGACUUCUGAUCUUGCCAAGGGAUCAACAGUAGUUGCUUCGAUUUUUUCCAUUCUUGAUCGAAAAUCACUGAUCGAAGGAUCGCAUGAGGCAAAGAAUAACAGCAUAGGUACCAAAAUGACCGGUCGAAUAGAGAUGAAAAAGGUUGAUUUUACAUAUCCAAGUCGGCCUGACAGGCUAGUGUUGCACGAAUUCAGCCUGGAGGUGAAAGCAGGCACUAGCAUUGGACUGGUUGGGAAAAGUGGAUGCGGAAAAUCAACAGUAAUUGCGUUGAUUCAAAGAUUUUACGAUGCAGAUAAAGGAUCACUGAAAAUCGAUGGGAUGGACAUUCGAUUACUCGAUUUAGGAUGGUAUAGAGGGAACAUGGCCCUUGUAAGUCAAGAACCAGUGAUAUAUUCAGGCACUAUCCGUGAAAACAUUUUGUUUGGCAAACUUAAUGCAUCUGAAAAUGAGGUAGUGGAAGCUGCAAAAGCUGCUAAUGCACAUGAAUUCAUUUCGUCACUUAAAAAUGGAUACGAGACGGAAUGUGGUGAUAGAGGUGUGACAAUUUCAGGAGGGCAAAAGCAAAGAAUUGCUAUAGCACGGGCAAUAAUACGUAACCCAAGUAUACUACUUCUAGACGAAGCAACGAGUGCUCUGGAUGUUCAGUCAGAGCAACUUGUGCAGGAAGCAUUGGAUCAACUAAUGGUUGGAAGAACGACAGUGGUUGUGGCGCAUCGCCUUAAUACUAUCAGGAAUUUAGACUCCAUUGCUUUUAUUUCAGAGGGGAAGAUUUUGGAGAAAGGAACCUAUUCUUACCUUAAGGAUAAACGAGGCGCAUUUUUCAAUCUUGUCAAUCUUCAAUCCACAUAAUA